Pongo pygmaeus (Bornean orangutan) is the source of this 1865-nucleotide messenger RNA. It is a transcript of the gene CDO1, whose product is annotated as cysteine dioxygenase type 1. Gene Ontology annotation, molecular function: ferrous iron binding; cysteine dioxygenase activity. Lineage: Eukaryota; Metazoa; Chordata; Mammalia; Primates; Hominidae. The transcript is spliced from 5 exons. Bases 560 to 1162 code for a protein of 200 amino acids. The record is from RefSeq and is a predicted model, not a curated record. Gene Ontology annotation, biological process: L-cysteine catabolic process.
ACAGCGGCGGAGGUGGAGCGGGGAGAGGCGUUAGGCCGGACGGCUAAAACGCGCCGUUAAAGUGGGGGAGAGAUUGCGCGGAGCCCACGCGAGCCCUGGGACGCCGGAGACAACGGGGCUCUUGGGAAGGCGCGGAGCCCGGGGGAGCCGGGGAUGUGCGCGUGGGCCGUGUCCGCAGGGUCUCCCCGCCUCCGCCACCUUUCUUGGGUGGCUCUCCGCCUCGUCCUCCCUCCAAGGGCCGUUGGUACAUUCCUAGUGACUCCAAGCGCUUAAAAGGGGCCCGGGAGGAUGAACCCCACAGAUCUGAACCUGAUUUGUGUGCGCGCCGCGUCUCCAACGAGCCCGGAUCCACUGCGCUGCCAGGGGCCUGGGGGUGGGUCUCUUGCUGUCUCUGCGACGACAUCCUUACGUUUUGGCACUCUAAUGCUGGGUUUGUGCGUGUGUGUCUGCUUAGCGGUCUAGCGGGCUGUUAGGCUCCCUCGCCCCCAGCUCCUUGGCUUGCUCAGCUCCUCCACCGCAGCCCAGCAGUGAGACGCGCGCGCCACCAGCUCCCCACGAGAUGGAGCAGACCGAAGUGCUGAAGCCACGGACCCUGGCCGAUCUGAUCCGCAUCCUGCACCAGCUCUUCGCCGGCGAUGAGGUCAAUGUAGAGGAGGUGCAGGCCAUCAUGGAAGCCUACGAGAGCGACCCCACCGAGUGGGCAAUGUACGCCAAGUUCGACCAGUACAGGUAUACCCGAAAUCUUGUGGAUCAAGGAAAUGGAAAAUUUAAUUUGAUGAUUCUCUGUUGGGGUGAAGGACAUGGCAGCAGUAUUCAUGAUCAUACCAACUCCCACUGCUUUCUGAAGAUGCUACAGGGAAAUCUAAAGGAGACAUUAUUUGCCUGGCCUGACAAAAAAUCCAAUGAGAUGGUCAAGAAGUCUGAAAGAGUCUUGAGGGAAAACCAGUGUGCCUACAUCAAUGAUUCCAUUGGCUUACAUCGAGUAGAGAACAUCAGCCAUACGGAACCUGCCGUGAGCCUUCACUUGUACAGUCCACCUUUUGAUACAUGCCAUGCCUUUGAUCAAAGAACAGGACAUAAAAACAAAGUCACAAUGACAUUCCAUAGUAAAUUUGGAAUCAGAACUCCAAAUGCAAUUUCGGGCUCGCUGGAGAACAACUAAGGAGCACCAAACCCUCUGAGGUUUUACUUUAAGGCUCGCUGUAUGUUUGCCUUGGACAAAAAGGCUGCCUACCACGUGCUAUCCAGUAAUAAUAUACUUAAAUAAGCCAAUACUUAGAUCUACUGUAAGGCAGAUGCUAAUUAUAAGGCAUUAAGUAAGCAAAUAGUGCCCUCAGCUACUGCAGAAGAAAAGUCCCACUGAGGAAAAGAAAGUCUUGGGAUUUUUAAAGGCAAGUUUUCAAGUGCUCUCAUAGUUCUAUCCUCUAAUUCCAUUAAAUCCAUACUAGGAGCGUCAGUGAGGGUUUUCAUAGCUUUUGGAAAUACUUUGGUUUCUGAACUAUAAUUAGCAAGAUGUAAAAACAGAAACGUCAAACGUCAAAUGUUUGCUUUGUUACCUGGAGGACUAAAUGUAGAUGUCUUUAGUAUACUUUGUAUGUUCUUAAUAUUGGAAGAUAAUUUUGUGAAUCUGUAGAUUUUAUUUUUUCAGUCUUACCUUACAAAUUUCUUUUCUAUGAAUAAUAGAGGAACUUACGGCACUCUGCCAUUUGGUAAUGAAAGGAAGUGCAGAGGAUUUAGAAAAGUACAUGCUCCCCAGACCACAACAAACCAAAACAUAAACUCAUGUCUGUGUCCCGUGGUCAUAGUCAAAGAUUUUAUACUGCUAAAAUUGCCAAAUAAUUUUAAUAAAGUGGAUUUGAACACAA